AUGGAAACAGAUUCAGAAGAUGAAAUACCAGAUUUAGUGCCUUUUAAACAAGUUCCAGUCACAAUACUAACUGGAUUUUUAGGUGCCGGUAAAACUACGUUGUUAAAUUACAUAUUAACUCAACAACACAAUAAAAAAAUAGCUGUGAUUUUAAACGAAUUUGGUGAAGGAAGUGCUUUAGAGAAAAGUCUUGCAAUUAGUGAUAAUAAGAAUUUAUAUGAAGAAUGGUUGGAAUUGAGAAAUGGAUGUUUAUGUUGCUCUGUUAAAGAUAAUGGUGUCAAAGCCAUUGAGAAUUUGAUGAAAAAAAAAGGAAAAUUUGAUUAUAUACUUCUUGAAACAACUGGUUUGGCUGAUCCAGGACCCAUCGCUUCCAUAUUUUGGUUAGAUAAAGAACUUGGAAGUGAUUUGUUUCUCGAUGGAAUAAUAACAGUUUUGGAUGCUAAACAUGCUUUCGAAGUAAAUAUUGAAAAAUCAGAAAACAAACCAUUCGGUAAAUUCAAUGAAGCUUUAAGGCAAGUUGCUUUAGCUGAUCUUGUUAUAAUAAAUAAAAUAGAUUUAAUAACGAAGGAAUCAUUAGAGUGCCUUAUAAAACAAGUCAGAAAAAUAAAUUCACACUCCAAAGUAUUAACGUCUGUCAAAUGCAAAGUGGGUUUAAAUGAAAUUUUAGAUCUUCGAGCGUACAGUUCGUUUACACGAAGCGAGUUUUCCGACUUGAUCGAAUCGAAAGAUGAAGGAAGAGGUCACACGAUCGACAGUCGAAUAAGAACUGUGACUCUAAAUAUACCCAAACGUAUGACCCGAACGGGUUUGGAAAAAUUUCUACAGGAAUUACUAUGGGAAAAGUGUGCGGAAAAUGAUGGGUCGGAUGACGCCACGCGAAGUAUCAUAUUGAGAUUAAAGGGAAUCGUUUCGAUCAAAGAUGAAUCGCACCCGGUCAUAGUUCAAGCCGUUUACGAUUUAUACGAUAUUGAAACGAUAGAAAAUGAAAAAGAAGCCAUCGACGGUACGAGGUUUAUUUUCAUCGGUUCGGAUUUAAACGUCGACAAUUUACUUAGAAUAUUCGAAGAGUGUUGCGUCGUGGAAGGAAGUUAA
Molecule: messenger RNA, 1092 nt
Organism: Pediculus humanus corporis (human body louse)
Lineage: Eukaryota; Metazoa; Arthropoda; Insecta; Psocodea; Pediculidae
Product: COBW domain-containing protein, putative
Exons: 8
Coding region: 1-1092 (363 amino acids)
Cellular component (GO): cytoplasm
Source: RefSeq, a predicted model, not a curated record